This is a messenger RNA of Pieris macdunnoughi, 1935 nucleotides long. Lineage: Eukaryota; Metazoa; Arthropoda; Insecta; Lepidoptera; Pieridae. The record is from the annotation of a GenBank genome assembly.
AUGGGUGUCUGCGUGCACGAAGGCCAGCUCCACGCACUGACUGAGUUCAUGGAGGGCGGUUCAUUGGAACAGCUUAUCCUCAGCAGACCACCUGAGCCUCUGCCGCAACCGUUGCGCGUGUCGCUGGCCGCAGACAUGGCUGAGGGUCUGAUGUAUCUGCAUUCUCUUGGCGUCUUCCACAGGGAUCUUACUUCUAAGAAUGUAUUAUUAAGAAAAAAUGCCGAUGGUGAAUACAUAGCAGUGGUCGCCGACUUUGGUUUGGCGGCGAAAAUACCUCAUCCGAUUAAUGGAUAUCGCUUACCAAGUGUGGGAUCACCUUGGUGGAUGUCCCCCGAAUGCCUUCGUGGCCGCUGGUACGACCACCGAUCUGAUAUUUUCUCCUACGGGAUCAUACUGUGCCAACUUAUCGCCAGAGUGGACGCAGACCCGGACGUUCUCCCUCGUACGGAUAACUUCGGUCUGAACUACAUGGCGUUUGUGGAACUCUGUGACGAGUACACUGUCCCAGACUUCCUACGAUUGGCCUUCAACUGCUGCAUUUACGAGCCCAAGGCGCGACCACUAUUCCCCGAGAUAGUGAGCAAGUUGGCCGAGAUUAAGGAAGGCCUAGAUGACACAGCAUGGGGCUGCCAUGCCUCCACUAACACUUAUGACAGUGAGGAGGCGGACGCAUCCUGCGGUCGUACGUACUCGUCGUGGGCGUGGCGUCGGCCUUUACGGAUGCGUUCGGAGACAGGCACGCACCCACACAGAGAUACACGUAGCGCAGCCCACCGACGCUCGUUAUCCGAGCUGGAAUGCAUGUCUCGCGUGUCUCCCCUCUCUCCCCCUCAUCGCUCAGCCUGCGCCCUCGACCCCGCACCCCCCGCCCCUCCCUCCCUCGCUCGUCUUCAUCGUCUCGCCCACAUAAUGCUCCUACGGGACACCCACGCGGCUCCCCGACCCGCGAAGCGGGCAUUACAUACCUUCCGUGGAGUCCACAAAAUACUGGAAUCAAAUCCUCCUCGAGGGGGCUCCGGAACCCCCCCGGAAUCGAUGCUCCAUAGGAAACAGAAGCUGAGCGACUCGGAACUAAAACGCCGCGGAUCGUGCGAGAGCGGGAUAUUCUCGGUGGCCAAUGAGGACUUUGGACACGCGAGUUAUGGCGCCAUGUGCCCAUGCUCGCUAAUGGGAUGUCAUAGAUGUUGGUGGUGGCGUCGCGAAUCCAGUGAACGUUCGGGCGACGAGUUCGAGGAACAGCCCCGUGUACGGGUUUGCACGGACUGCCUCGUCCUAUACGAGCGGGUGUUGCGACGUCGGCCGACGUUGCCCGACGACUCCGCCCUUUCCACCACAGUGAGUUCCCUCCGCAGCCUCGACGAUGAGGAGUCCGUCCGAGAAAACGACGCCUCUCCUUUCCUCUGCGGCCUCCUCGACACGGAGGAGACCGAGCGGGAGUACCACGUCCUGACGAAGUGCUGCUGCGUCGGCCGCGUGCAGUGUUCCCAUCGUCCCCUGGACGAGGACGAACUCAACCGCGUCCUCCCGAGGGUCCUCAACUUUCCUUCCCAUCUCUUCUCCUGCAAGCGCACCUCGAGCGUCUACACGGACAGUUCGGAGGACGUCGCUUCCCUCGGCUCCGACAUUUACGACGACCGGAUCCCUCGACACGUCAGAUCCGCGCAAAUAUCCAAAAUCGUCGAGUACUUCGAACGAAAAGGCGCCGACUUCAAGUGCGAGUUCAAGGGGCAGAGGGUCAAAAUGAGCAACUUUGGCAAGUUCGGCAAGGAGAAGGCCGAGAAGGAAUACUUCGUCGACGUCAAGCACAGAAGCGCGGGGAGUCGGAUGGAAGUGGUGGGGGAAGAAGGGUGCGGGAGGAAAUGCGUCGCCCAGAGACUGAUGAUCUGCGAAGGAGCCGUCAAAUCGAAACUGCCACUCUUCGAUAAAAAGUCAUAA